UUUAAAAGAGAAAAGAAAAGAGGAAGGCGAAGACCGGUUUGUGCAUUGGACUCUCCGAGGGACACAACAAAGAAACAAGCUUCUGCGUUUUCAAUUCCAAAACGGCGUCGUUUAAUGGGCGAUGAAAAAUCCUCCAUGUCCAUCACCACUAGAGACAGAGAUCGAGAGCUUCUCAUCCCCGUCGCUGACACCGCCGCUGCCGACGCCGCCGCCGCCUCAUCCCACAAGCCCUCCUCCUCCUCCUCUUCCUCCUCGCAUCAUGCUGGACGCGAGACAUUUUACAAAGUUGUUAGAAGCUGGGCAUCGAAAAAGUUCAUGACAGGAUGUGUCAUUCUCUUUCCAAUUGCAAUCACCUUCUAUAUAACAUUUUGGUUUAUUCAUUUCGUGGAUGGAUUCUUCUCUCCAAUUUACGCUCAACUUGGAAUUGAUAUUUUUGGUCUUGGAUUCAUAACUUCCAUAACUUUCAUCUUCUUGGUUGGGGUUUUUAUGUCAUCAUGGUUGGGUGCAUCGGUCCUUGGCCUUGGGGAGUGGUUUAUCAAACGAAUGCCACUUGUUCGUCAUAUUUAUAGUGCUUCCAAGCAGAUUAGUGCUGCUAUCUCUCCAGAUCAAAAUACACAAGCCUUCAAAGAAGUAGCCAUCAUUCGGCAUCCACGUGUUGGAGAAUAUGCAUUUGGAUUCAUCACCUCAUCUGUUAUCCUUCAGAACUAUUCUGGAGAUGAGGAGUUAUGCUGUGUUUAUGUUCCAACAAAUCAUCUUUAUAUCGGUGAUAUAUUUCUUGUUAACACGAAGGAUGUCAUUAGGCCAAAUUUAUCAGUUCGUGAAGGAAUUGAAAUUGUUGUUUCGGGAGGCAUGUCCAUGCCGCAAGUCCUAUCCACGAUUGAUUCACGCAUCACACCUGGGGAUAUAAGUAGAACCAAUAGAAGCUGAGAGUGAAUGACAUAGUAGUUAUUCAUGUUUUAGUUCCUUGGUAUCAUAUGAAGCCAUCAGAAUGAUAAUGCAAUCAUUGUGUUGCGGAUGGAAGUGUUGGAUUUGCUUGAUUGAUUCCAGAGAAAGUGAUAGACUCUGGUGGCUUGUGUAACAUUCGGUUGUGUAAGAAUGUAGAAUUUAGCAUGUUUGACAACCAUACAAAAUUCUAUUCUCUGCUUGGAGUCUCGAAUUUUUACCUGUGUAUAAUCUCCACUUGUUAUAGCAAUUCAAUUUUGUAGUGCUGAGUGAUUGAUGGUUUUGAACUUAAUUUAGUGUUUGUGUUUCUAUGCA
Cajanus cajan (pigeon pea) is the source of this 1257-nucleotide messenger RNA. RefSeq names its product protein CONTINUOUS VASCULAR RING 1. Lineage: Eukaryota; Viridiplantae; Streptophyta; Magnoliopsida; Fabales; Fabaceae. The record is from RefSeq and is a predicted model, not a curated record. Gene Ontology annotation, biological process: stem vascular tissue pattern formation. Gene Ontology annotation, cellular component: Golgi apparatus.